Messenger RNA from Pollicipes pollicipes, 2026 nucleotides. RefSeq names its product dihydrolipoyl dehydrogenase, mitochondrial. Bases 85 to 1593 code for a protein of 502 amino acids. The transcript has 2 exons. The record is from RefSeq and is a predicted model, not a curated record. Gene Ontology annotation, biological process: 2-oxoglutarate metabolic process; pyruvate metabolic process. Gene Ontology annotation, cellular component: mitochondrion; oxoglutarate dehydrogenase complex. Lineage: Eukaryota; Metazoa; Arthropoda; Thecostraca; Pollicipedomorpha; Pollicipedidae. Gene Ontology annotation, molecular function: flavin adenine dinucleotide binding; dihydrolipoyl dehydrogenase (NADH) activity.
UCCUUUCGCUCUUGCCGUCGUAGCGGUGCCGAACCUGCGCAGCCUUCGGUGUCGUCGCGGAGGCUCCUGCAAGGUGUUAAUACGAUGCAGGCGGCCGUGAGACAGGUGCGCACGGCAGCUCGGCUGCCCGCGCUGGCGCGGCUGCCGGCCAGCAUGCAGCGGCGGCCGUACUCGGAGGCCAGCCACGAGGCCGACCUGGUGGUCAUCGGCUCUGGUCCGGGCGGCUACGUGGCCGCCAUCAAGGCCGCCCAGCUCGGCCUCAAGACCGUCUGCGUGGAGAAGAACGAAACGCUGGGCGGCACCUGCCUCAACGUGGGCUGCAUCCCGUCCAAGGCGCUGCUGCACAACUCGCACCUCUACCACGAGGCCGUGCACGAGUUCAAGGAGCGCGGCAUCGACGUCGACAACGUGCGGCUCAACCUGGACCAGAUGAUGAACACCAAGCGGAAGGCGGUGAGUGGGCUGACCUCGGGCGUCGCCUACCUCUUCAAAAACAAUAAGGUGACGCACGUUAAGGGCCAUGGCACCAUCACCGGCACCAACGAAGUGACGGCCACGGCCACCGACGGCAGCAAGGAGGUCAUCAAGGCCAAGAACAUCCUGAUCGCCACGGGCUCGGAAGUGACGCCGUUCCCCGGCAUCACCAUUGACGAGGACACGGUGGUGUCUUCGACGGGCGCUCUCUCGCUGAAGAAGGUGCCCAACAAGAUGGUACUGAUCGGUGCCGGCGUGAUCGGCCUCGAACUUGGCUCGGUCUGGUCGCGGCUGGGCGCCGAGGUCACCGCCGUCGAGUUCCUCAACCACGUGGGCGGUGUCGGCAUCGACAGCGAGGUCUCCAAGAACUUCCAGCGCAUCCUCGGGAAGCAGGGCGUCAAGUUCAAGCUGGGCCACAAGGUGACGGGCGCUGAGCGGUCGGGCGACACCAUCUCGGUGGCCAUCGAGAACGCCAAGGACAGCAGCAAGCAGGAGACGCUGGACUGUGACGCGCUGCUCGUGUGCGUCGGCCGCCGGCCGUAUACCGAGAACCUCGGCCUCGAGCUGAUGGGCAUCGAGCGCGACGAGAAGGGCCGGAUCCCGGUCAACUCCCGCUUCCAGACGGUCAUCCCCAACAUUCACGCCAUCGGCGACUGCAUUCACGGCCCGAUGCUGGCGCACAAGGCCGAGGACGAGGGCAUCGUCUGCGUGGAGGGCAUCGCCGGCGGUCCGGUCCACAUCGACUACAACUGCGUGCCGUCCGUCAUCUACACCUUCCCGGAGGUGGCCUGGGUGGGCAAGUCGGAGGAGGAUCUCAAGGCCGACGGCGUCGAGUACAAGGUGGGCAAGUUCCCGUUCGCCGCCAACAGCCGCGCCAAGACCAACCAGGAGACGGACGGCUUCGUCAAGGUUCUCGGCGACAAGGCGACGGACCGCAUGCUGGGCGUGCACAUCAUCGGGCCGGGCGCCGGAGAGAUGAUCAACGAGGCCGUGCUGGCCAUGGAGUACGGCGCCUCGUGCGAGGACGUGGCGCGCGUCUGCCACGCUCACCCCACCUGCAGCGAGGCGCUGCGCGAGGCCAACCUGGCCGCCUACUUCGGCAAGGCCAUCAACUGCUGAGUGGGCCGCACCUGUGGCGGCUGCGAUCGACUAUAAUGGGAGGGGGGGAGGGAGCGCGAGGCGGGUGGCUCUGUUGUGUCUGUGUUGACGAAACGUGGGCUAUUAGUAUUCAAGUUGUAGGACGCUGUGGCAAAUUGAUCGAAGGCCUGUUAAGAACCUGUACAGUGCGGGCCCUCUGUCACAUUUGGAAUUAUUGCAUCGGAUGUCUAUAGAAUUAACAUCAAUCUGCAAUACAAACCCAAGCAACCUGCUCGAAAGCCUUUUGCUAGUCAUGGUGGUGUGGUUUCGGAGUGCGUUUGAUUUGUUUUCGAAGCUAAUGAUGCUCUUUAAACGUUCCAGACGCAGCCAUCUUUGUUAUUUGUUUCCGCAUUUUAUCUUGUAGAUGGGCGCACGGCAUUCUGGUUGAGCCAUGAAUACACUCAGUUAAUUUUUA